UUGGUGACGUUAUUCUCCAAUCACAAUGUCAAUUUCCAUAUUUGUUUUGGUAAUUAUUAUUUAAUCUUCGAUAUUGCAGUAAAAACCAGAAAACAUACGUGUUGUUAUAGCAACUUUAAAAAUACUAACUAAAUAAAUAGUAUAAUAAGUGAAGUGUUUAACGCUUAAAACAUGGAUGCAAAAGACGUUUGCAUAGAAAUCGAGAAUGAUGAAUUUUACAGCAAAUUCCUGGUGGAAUCCGUGAAGCCGCUAGUCGGUGAGAACAUCUCGGUGACAGAACAGGUCAAUAGGCUCACCCAGGGUAUUGAGAAGCUCACUAAAAGUCUGGAGUCACAAGUGUUAGCCAAACACAACGAUUUACUUACACAGGCAAGUAAUAUAUCCGAUUUGGAAGCUAUGCUUGAAUCGGUGCGUUCCCAAGUGCAGGGGCUACUGCGCAGUGCUGACAAACUCAAAGACCGUGUACACACGCCCUAUGACGUGUUAGAAAGCCAGACAAUGAUGUUAGAUAGAGUCCAAACUACGUGUAACCUCCUUAGACAUUCAGCGAAAAUACUCACUUUGUGGAACAAACUAAUAUCAGUUAAAGACAACCCAACAAAAGAGGCCAUGAUACUUUUUGAAUUAAACGAACUUAUAAAUGAUUAUGAUUUCAAAGGAAUAACUUUACUCGAUGAUAUUUUAACCCAAGUCGAACAUCAGAGAAAAGAACUUUUGAAAAGUUCCACAGAUUUAUUACAAUCUAGUUUAUUGAACGGUGAUAAAGUUAAACUUCUACAAUGUUUUAAAGUCUUUCACAACCUGCAAUGCACUGAGGAGCAGAUUAAAAUUACAGUGGACAGUAUUCUAAGAGAUUUGAGAAAAGAAAUAAAUACUGCGCUUAAUGUACAGAUGGUAUCUAUAGAAGUGAAAAAGUCCAGUUCGGGAAGAAUUGCACCUGGUAAAGCCAAUAUUAUGAACGCACAAGAUUUCAAGAUCAAACUCUGGGAUAAUAUUGAUAAGCUGUUUAAAAAUGAAAUGUAUAAUAGCUGUAUGAAAGUAGUGAUGUUGCAAAACGUUGUGAAUGAACUGCAUGCUAUUGGAAAUUUCAGAAAUAUAGCAAAAAAAUUCUGGGACGAAUUAUCCUUAAUUUUCAGUAAUGAAUUAGAAAAAAGUCCAUCCACUGUCAGUCAAUCCAUUGAAAUUGAUUUCCCGAAACUGUUAAAAUGUUUCAAUGAUUUACUUUCAAAAUUAAAAUGUAAAAAUCUUGAAAUGAACCGCUCUUGCUUGACUAAAUGGGAAAAUGCAUUCUUAUCAAAAUCCUUGGCCAAGUUAUUAGAACCGGUAAGAAGUAUGUGGCAUUUGAACCAAGUCCCAACCAUGGACCAAAUAGAUAAUGCUAUAAGAGUGAUAGCAGAAGCACUGAGUAUUUCAUUGGCAGACAAAAAUUUGAGUAUAAGUUUGGCAUACAGUGUGGCAAAGAGCAUCAAACAAAUGAAUGUAGAAGCAGAACAACGGUUGUCUAUGGACAGUGACGUUGCACAAAUCAUAGAAGCACCAACGAGCUCGCAGCAGAAGAAUGCAGAUUUGUGCAAUGCAUUGUACUACUUUUCAUCGCAAAUAAAAAGAGUUCUUGUAAACAUGAACUCAAUGUUACCUCAAGAGAGCGUACAAAUAGUACAAAACAGUUUAAAAGGCAUGUCUAGUCUACCGGUCCUUAAUUUGUUUGCUGAAUCUAUAAAAAAUUCUUUAUACCUUAUUUUAAUCACAAUGCAUGAUGAACCGGAUUUAAUUCGUGCUGAGAAUCCCAAUAAUAAAACAAUGACAUGCUCUCCAUAUAUGAAGGAGCUUCAACAAUUUGUAUCACGAUGCAAAGAUAUAUAUUUGUCGUUAUUCAACGAAAAACAGGCAUUGAACGAAUGUUGUAUAGACAUUUCUAAGUGUUGUAUCGAAAGGUUUAUGCAUCAUGUAUGUAAUGUACGUCCUCUAAGUUUGUACGGGCGUGCAAAGUUGCAAGCCGAUUGUAAGCAUUUAGAAACUUCUUUGGCACCACUGGUAAAUGAUAUUACAGAGUUGGGUGAUCACUACCGUCAGUUGAAGGCUUUAAGUAUGCUUUUGGAGAAAAAGCCUCAAGAUAUAGCGAAGAGUCAACAUGAAGGUGCAUUGUUGCCUUACUCUUUGGUCAUGAUGUAUCUUUUUUCGUAUGGUGGACAACAAUUGUUAGCACCACAUGUAUGUGCAGGUUGGAACAUACAGAAACUAAUCCAAUGGCUGGACAGUCACAAGGACGAGAGGGAUAGACUAGAGUUUGUCGCGGGCGCUUUACAAAGAUACCAGAACCAUGUGAGGCAGAAUCAAAUCACAUGCUACGAUGAGGUCUACCCUGUUCUGCUACAGCUGCUCGAAGAUGGGAGAAAAGCGCUGAAAAAUUAGUUUAUUUGUGUAUAUAAAAACUAGAAAGUACAAAAAAUAACAA
Molecule: messenger RNA, 2455 nt
Organism: Maniola jurtina (meadow brown)
Lineage: Eukaryota; Metazoa; Arthropoda; Insecta; Lepidoptera; Nymphalidae
Gene: fws
Product: conserved oligomeric Golgi complex subunit 5
Exons: 4
Coding region: 172-2412 (746 amino acids)
Biological process (GO): intra-Golgi vesicle-mediated transport
Cellular component (GO): COG complex
Source: RefSeq, a predicted model, not a curated record